UCUUCACAAAGCAGAAGGUCGCGCCUGGAGGAAGUGGUUCCUUCGGGACCCGUGGCUGCAGCGCCGUUACUACUUCUCUGAAGCUCCUCUCGGCCACUUGCCGAGACACCCCGCCGCCAAGAUGCCUCGAAUUAUGAUUAAGGGGGGCGUAUGGAGGAAUACCGAGGAUGAAAUUCUGAAAGCAGCGGUAAUGAAAUAUGGGAAAAACCAGUGGUCUAGGAUUGCCUCACUGCUGCACAGAAAAUCAGCAAAGCAGUGCAAAGCCAGAUGGUAUGAGUGGCUGGAUCCAAGCAUUAAGAAAACAGAAUGGUCCAGAGAAGAAGAGGAAAAACUGUUGCACUUGGCCAAAUUGAUGCCAACUCAGUGGAGGACCAUUGCUCCCAUCAUUGGAAGAACAGCUGCCCAGUGCUUGGAACACUAUGAAUUUCUUCUGGAUAAAGCUGCCCAAAGAGACAAUGAAGAGGAAACAACAGAUGAUCCACGAAAACUGAAACCUGGAGAAAUAGAUCCAAAUCCAGAAACAAAACCAGCACGGCCUGAUCCAAUUGAUAUGGAUGAGGAUGAACUUGAGAUGCUUUCUGAAGCUAGAGCCCGCCUGGCUAAUACUCAGGGAAAGAAGGCCAAGAGGAAAGCAAGAGAGAAACAGUUGGAAGAAGCAAGGCGUCUUGCUGCCCUCCAAAAGAGAAGAGAACUUCGAGCAGCUGGCAUAGAAAUUCAGAAGAAAAGAAAAAAGAAGAGAGGAGUUGAUUAUAAUGCUGAAAUCCCAUUUGAAAAAAAGCCUGCUCUUGGUUUUUAUGAUACUUCUGAGGAAAACUACCAGGCUCUUGAUGCAGAUUUCAGGAAGUUAAGACAACAGGAUCUUGAUGGGGAGCUAAGAUCUGAAAAGGAAGGAAGAGACAGAAAAAAAGACAAGCAGCAUAUGAAAAGGAAAAAAGAAUCUGAUUUACCAUCAGCUAUUCUUCAAACUAGUGGUGUUUCUGAAUUUACUAAGAAGAGAAGCAAACUAGUCCUUCCUGCCCCUCAGAUUUCAGAUGCAGAACUCCAGGAAGUUGUGAAAGUAGGCCAAGCAAGUGAAAUUGCACGUCAGACUGCUGAGGAAUCUGGCAUAACAAACUCUGCUUCCAGUACGCUUUUGUCUGAGUACAAUGUCACUAACAACAGCAUCGCUCUUCGAACACCACGGACGCCAGCUUCCCAGGACAGAAUUCUGCAGGAAGCCCAGAACCUCAUGGCCCUGACCAACGUGGACACCCCAUUAAAAGGUGGACUAAAUACACCUUUGCAUGAGAGUGACUUCUCAGGUGUGACUCCACAGCGGCAGGUUGUACAGACUCCAAACACAGUUCUUUCUACCCCAUUCAGGACUCCCUCUCAUGGAUCUGAAGGGCUGACUCCCCGGAGUGGGACAACUCCCAAACCAGUUGUUAACUCCACCCCGGGUAGAACUCCUCUUCGAGACAAGUUAAACAUUAAUCCUGAGGAUGGAAUGGCAGACUACAGUGAUCCCUCUUACGUGAAGCAGAUGGAAAGAGAAUCUCGUGAACACCUCCGUUUAGGGUUGUUGGGCCUUCCUGCCCCUAAGAAUGACUUUGAAAUUGUUCUACCAGAAAAUGCUGAGAAGGAGCUGGAGGACCGUGAAAUAGACGACACCUACAUUGAAGAUGCUGCUGAUGUGGAUGCCCGAAAGCAGGCCAUACGAGAUGCAGAGCGUAUAAAGGAAAUGAAACGAAUGCACAAAGCUGUCCAGAAAGAUCUUCCAAGACCAUCAGAAGUAAAUGAAACUAUUCUAAGACCCUUAAAUGUAGAACCACCUUUAACAGAUUUACAGAAAAGCGAAGAAUUAAUCAAAAAAGAAAUGAUUACAAUGCUUCAUUAUGACCUUCUACAUCACCCUUAUGAACCGUCUGGAAAUAAAAAAGGAAAAACUGUAGGAUUUGCUACUAAUAAUCCAGAGCACAUUGCCUAUCUGGAACAUAACUCUUAUGAAAAGUUCUCCAAAGAAGACCUGAAAAAGGCUCAGGAUGUCCUGGUACAGGAGAUGGAAGUGGUAAAACAAGGUAUGAGCCACGGAGAACUCUCAAGUGAAGCUUAUAACCAGGUGUGGGAAGAAUGCUACAGUCAAGUUUUAUAUCUUCCUGGGCAGAGCCGCUAUACACGGGCCAACCUAGCAAGCAAAAAGGACAGAAUUGAGUCGCUGGAAAAGAGGCUUGAGAUCAACAGGGGUCACAUGACAACAGAAGCCAAGAGAGCUGCUAAGAUGGAAAAGAAGAUGAAAAUUUUGCUUGGGGGUUACCAGUCGCGUGCGAUGGGGCUCAUGAAACAGCUGAAUGACUUAUGGGACCAGAUCGAGCAGGCUUACCUAGAGUUACGCACUUUUGAAGAACUCAAGAAGCAUGAGGAUUCUGCCAUUCCCCGGAGGCUAGAGUGUCUAAAAGAAGAUGUGCAGCGGCAGCAGGAAAGAGAGAAGGAGCUUCAGCAUAGGUACGCUGACCUUCUGCUGGAGAAGGAGACUCUGAAGGCCAAAUUCUGAAGCACAGUUUAUCUUCUGUCACAAGAUGAAUUCACUGCUGGUUUUCCUGCUCUGGAAGGCUGAAACUGAUGUUUAUCUUCAUUGACAAAUUUGCCCAUGAUCGGUGGUUUUUCAGUUGUUUAUUUUAAAUGAUAUCAAUCUUACACAUUCUAUGUAUAAAGACUUUAAUUCCACAGGACAUUUUAGGGUUUAAAUUAUUAAGACGAUCAUUCUUCUAGCAGUGUCGUAUUUUCAAAAUUUUUUUUUUUAGUUUUGGCCUUUAUUUUAAAAGCCUGAUUUUAAAGUGCUGCCUGUGAGUUUACUCUUAAAUAAAAACAAAAUAUAAAAAAUGGAGAAUGUAGCUUUUUGUUUGAAGUAAUUAGAUACUUAGAGUGCCCACAAACCAGGGACUAUGUACACUGUGUCAUAUUUAGUUAGUAACUUCCGGGUAAUCAAAAUGGUGAUCCAAUAUCUUAAAUCCUUACGAGGCGAUCGUUCUGUGGCUUUGUUAGUUUUGACUGUUUCAGCAUAGUGGUCAUUUGUCUAUAUACUGACAAGAUUAACUUUUUAAUACCUAAUUUUUUUUUUCAGUGUAACUUUAGGGAAGGCCUCUUCUCUGCCCAGCUACUUACACAGUUUAUGGGUUAGGACUAAAAAGAUUUAAUUUUUCUUGACCUGUUAUUUUCUUGUAAGUAUUUUUUUGACAAAGGUAUUUUAAAGAUUAAUUUCAACAAGGCUGUGAAACUUUAUUAAAGCUCUGUGUUUAUCUUAACUUAUCACACACAUGUAGAAUUCGGGGAAUGGAUGGGUAGAGGUGGGAAGAUCUUCUUUAUACAGUUUAUAUGAAAUCAUUUAGCGUAUUAUUAGUUGGCUAUAAGUUCAGUACAGGCCAGCAGUGUGUUAGAUUUACCAGAAUAGUUUGCCCAAACUUAGAAUAUUAUGGUCUUAAAAGGGAGGGAGGGACAUUGAUUCAUUCAUCAGAUAUUUAUUGACCAUAUACCCAGCGUCAGAGUCCUGGGGAUACAACAAUGAACAAAAUAGGCGUGGUUCCUGUUUUGUGGAGUCUACACAGUCUACUGAGAAUGACAGACAACUAAACGUCAACUGUUUACUGAGUGACUCUUACGUGCCAUGCACUUACUUAUGUGUUGGAGUUGAACAGCUAUUAAGACAGUUCUUGCUCUCCUGGAGGUGACAUGAUUGGGAGGAGGUACUAAACACACAGGAAGAAGUGUCAGAUCAUGAACUCUAGAUUCUCUGGAGGGAAUUAAAAUAGGUGAUGGGCAAGAGUGACUGUGUGAGUGACUUUCUAGAAGGAGCCGUCCUUGUGACGUUCAAAGGAAGAGCAGUGCCAGCAGGGUGAGUAACUAGCACCAAGGUGUGUGAGGAACAGAAAGGAAGUCGGUGUCACUAGAGUGUCAAGAAUGGCGUUUGCAUAAAGCCUGGUUAUACAGGGCUAUGUUUACAAGGCCACGGUAAGGAAUUUGGGUCUUAUUCUAUGAAGGGAAGCUAUGAGCAGAUUCUAAGCAAAGGAAUAAUAUGAUCAGAUUUGUUGUAGAAACAUCCUGUAGCCAUCCUGUGUAGUAACUUCACUAGGCUGAAGAUAGGGAAGCCAGUUAGUUUAGGAACCUGAUGCAGUAAUCCAGGCAAACAGUGACUCAAACUAGGGCAGAAGCCAUCCAGAUGGAGACAGGUGGGAAGAUUUGAGCUGUAAUAGUUCUGUAGUCUCAUCAGAUUAUAAAUGUAUAUUUUCCUGGUAUCCAUUUAAUUCUAGUACCUUUUCUAGUAAUUUUGCAUGGGUUUUCUAGGAAAUACUUUGCUAUCAUCUAUGAAUAAUGAUGUUUCUUCUAAUUUAAUUUUUAUUGCAUAUUUUGUUGGCUGAAAUCUUUAGGAGAACGUUAAAGAACGAUUAUGAUGGUAGACAUUCUUGUUUUGUUUCUGAUUUUAAUGGAACAGCCAUAAUGUUUUAUCUUUAGGUUGGCUGUUCGGAGUCAGCUAGUCAUUUAGAAAGGAAAUUUCCCGCUAUUUGUAGUUCUUAAAGAAUUUGAAUUAGGUAUGGCUCUGGAAUUUUGUCAGAUACGCUUUUUGGGUAUCUGUUAAGAUGAUCAUAUAGUUUUUUUCAUUUGAUUUCUGGAUGACAUAUUAAUAAAUUUUCCAACAUUGAAUCAUCUUUGAACUCCUGGAAUCAGGUAGCUUAAUUAAAAAAUUUAGACAAAAAGGAUAUACAGUUCACUUGCAUCUUAUGUAAACUUGAAUUAUACGGAUUUAAAAUCAUUGAUCUAAUAAUACUAGUAAAGAUUCACUUUGCUUUCAAAAUUCGACAUAAUGCAUAUAUUUACAGCCUAAAAAAUGACCAAGAAUUACAUAAUUUCAAAACUGGCAGUCUUAGUGUAUUGUAAACUGUUCAUGCUUUUGCCACAUAGCAGUGCUGCUUUGACUGGUAAACAGACAUGCCAUCAUUCUUUGUUACUAUCCUGUCAAGCCCAGGGGUCCCUACCAGCACCACUGUGAGAGUGAUUUUGGUGACCUUUAACAUUCAUAAUGAUCAUAUUCUCUUACAGGCAUUCAUUCAGUGGUAGUGUUAAAAUGUGUUGAAAAGCAUGUUCAAGUCUCAGUAACUUUGUGACAGAAAUUAAAUGUGAUAAAGACCCAAAAGAAACCACCACUGAGUGAGAGUUUUUUUGGAAAUAUUAGAAAUAAUUGUGAGAUAAGAAAAAGCAGUCUCAAAGAAAACAUACAGUACAGUGAUUAUAGACUUACGCUGUCCAGCCUUGUACCCUUCCUAUUUUUACAUUUAUUUUUCUGGGAAAAUUAGUUUUGAAAUACGUGAUGGCCUCUGGAAUGCAUUUUUCCUAAAAUGUGACUGACUGCCUUAUUGGAACUAUGGACUUUGAUUUGCUAAUAUUUUACUUGGGAAAAUUGCAUUUUUGCAUGAGUGAGUUUGGUCUUUUUGGGCUGUCAUCCAAGUUUUGACAUAGGGAUUUUGCUAGCUCUGUAAAGCGGAUAGGAUAACUGUAUAUAUUUUUCUAUGCAUUAAGCAGUUACAUUAUAGCAUGGGAGUGAUUUGUGCCACGAAAGAUUGAAGGACUGUGCUUCUAAAACUUUAGAGUUCAGAGCCCUUUUUGGAAAUAAUUUCUUGGUAAUUAUCAGUUUCUUCUGUGACUGUUAGUACGCCAUCUAUUUUUAAAUUUAAAAUUUUGUUUUAAAGUAUAUUUCUCCUUUUGUGUUUAUUAUGUACUAAAUUUAGAUAAUUUAUACUUUUCUAGCAAACUUCAUUUUUUGAAAUUUAAUACAUUUAUUAGUAGAGAAUUGUAAUAGAGAAUAAGGAUUUCUAUUAAAUUUGCUACUUCCAGGUUAUAAGAAAUUUACCUUCUCUUCGUUCUACCACCAUUUCUUAUUUUUUCCUUGUUUAGACUUGCUAAAGGUAUCUUUUUUUCCCUUUAAAAAGACUAGUUUGGAUUUACUUGUCAAUUGUGAUUUUAUUUUAAAAAUGUAUGUAUUUCUUAUUUUAUGCUUAUUAUUUUUGUUUUCUCUAGAUUUUUUCCCCCCUGUAACUUUUUGAGUCUGAUACUUAUUUUUUGUUUUUGUUUAUAUACAAAUGAAUAUAUUGAAGGCUUUUGCUUAUCUCUAAUUUCAAAUAUAGUCACAGCCCAGCUAUGCUGAUGUGUUUUGUUUUCUAAGUAGUUUGUGUGUUAACAUUUUUGGUUCAAUAAUUAAGAAUAUUUAAAAAU
Messenger RNA from Hipposideros armiger (great roundleaf bat), 6240 nucleotides. It is a transcript of the gene CDC5L, whose product is annotated as cell division cycle 5 like. The record is from RefSeq and is a predicted model, not a curated record. The transcript is spliced from 16 exons. Gene Ontology annotation, cellular component: Prp19 complex; spliceosomal complex. Lineage: Eukaryota; Metazoa; Chordata; Mammalia; Chiroptera; Hipposideridae. The coding region runs from base 122 to 2530 and encodes 802 amino acids. Gene Ontology annotation, molecular function: DNA-binding transcription factor activity, RNA polymerase II-specific; RNA polymerase II transcription regulatory region sequence-specific DNA binding. Gene Ontology annotation, biological process: regulation of transcription by RNA polymerase II; mRNA splicing, via spliceosome.